This is a messenger RNA of Triticum dicoccoides, 1657 nucleotides long. Its product is annotated as 31 kDa ribonucleoprotein, chloroplastic-like. Gene Ontology annotation, molecular function: RNA binding. Lineage: Eukaryota; Viridiplantae; Streptophyta; Magnoliopsida; Poales; Poaceae. The transcript has 6 exons. The record is from RefSeq and is a predicted model, not a curated record. Bases 182 to 1408 code for a protein of 408 amino acids.
GGCCCCGCUGCCGAACUCGCCGUGCGUGCUCUGCUCCUUCCCACUCUGUUCCAUCCCUCCCUCCCGGCGGUAGAACCGAGACCCACAGCCGGCGGCCGUGAGCCACGACCGAUCCAAUCCACCCACGGUGGAGCCAGCAGCAUUGCGUUCCUCGGGUCGGGGUUUGUCAGAGUUCUCGCGGAUGGGGCCGGCGCCGCGGGAGGUGGUGGUGAUCAGCAGCUCCGACGAGGAGGAGGAGGUGCUCUCCGGUAGGUCGGCUCGCUCGCCCGUCCCCCUGGGAUGGGCCGCGAAGCUCGGGGACUCGGCGGUGCCAGCACCGCGGAGGCAUAAAGGUAGGUCCCGUGCCGUUCGCGCCGGCAACGACGGCGACUGCGAGGGUGAUGACUGCGUAGUUCUGGACGGCGACCCGGAUAAGCCGGUUGCGGUUGCGGGUGCGAAGGGGAGGAGUAGGGGGGAUGGCCUGCCGGGCGAGGUGGAGAUCGUUGCGGUGAAAGGCGAGAUAGCAUGCAAGGACUUCCCUCACUUGCGCCAUUCAUGUUCCGAGUUGCCCUUCAGCACCACUUCUCACACAAAGCAUUGCAGCAUGUGCUACUGUUUUGUAUGUGAUGCUCCAGCUCCAUGCAAGUACUGGGGCAAAGGGCUCUUGAAUGAUGAUCAUUGCCAUGCCACUGACAAGGAAACAAAGUGGAAAAUACUGAGGCAGGCAUUUAAGUGCAAAAGUGUGCCAGCAUCUUAUCCGGAGGAACGCCUGAAUGUUGUGUACCAAACAACGCCAUCCCCAAGACAGCAGGAAUAUUACGAGGAAUACACACCAGAGGGGUACUCCGAGACGGACGAGGAGGCCACGGUGUGCAUUGGGAACCUACCGUAUGACAUUGACGAGAAGGACCUUGUCCUGCUCUUCAAGGAUGUCGGCAUUGUCGUGUUCUCUGAGAUCAUUUAUGACAGGGAAACAGGCGAGAGCCGUGGAUAUGGGUUUGUCACCAUGAGUACUGCUGAGGAGGCCAAGAAGGCUGUGGAGAUGUACAAUCGCCGUGAGAUGGACGGCAGGCCCCUGACUGUGUACAAGACAGCUGCUACCAGAGGUGCCCGGACAGAAGAAACACCGUCCCCCCAUCCCAGUCGACCAGUAUCUUCUUCGUUCAAGAUCUAUGUGGACAAUCUUCCCUGGAAAGUGAGCAACUCUAACCUAAAGCAGCUGUUCAGUGACUAUGGUGAAGUGGUCGGUGCUAAAGUUGUUUACCACCGCGGAAGAGAAGCCGGGCGCUCCCCGUUCGGUUUCGUCGCGAUGGCGACGCGGCAGGAAUCGGAGAAUGCCAUUUGGCACCUUAACAAGCAGGUUUGGUGGGGCCGCAAACUGCGAGUGCGAGUCGCAAGAGAGGAAGAGAGGAAGGUGAAAGUGGUCUAGAUUCAGAGCCUCCAUCAGCUUUCUUGCCAUGCUUCUCUUUUUGCAUUCACUGUUACUACCCCUGUAACAGACGAGUAGAAAUAAUAAGCAAUUAGGCUUGGUUUCAGACGAUUGGUAUUUCAAAAAAUAUCUGUAAUUUUAAUCAUCUUGGUUGCUGUAUUCACUGCUAAAACAAAGUCCGCUACCUGUCCUUGCGUAAAUCCGCCGGUGAGGGCUUGGAAUAAUUUUUCUCAUUGCCUCAUCUGGCUG